This is a messenger RNA of Cannabis sativa, 602 nucleotides long. RefSeq lists its product as uncharacterized. Lineage: Eukaryota; Viridiplantae; Streptophyta; Magnoliopsida; Rosales; Cannabaceae. The transcript has 3 exons. The record is from RefSeq and is a predicted model, not a curated record. The coding region runs from base 17 to 388 and encodes 123 amino acids.
AUUGACGAAGUCUUUUAUGUUAACUUUAUGUAUUUUUUUACUAUUAUAUUUUGUAUUCACAGUUUUAUCAGACGAGAAUAAGAGGUUCAUGUACGACGUCGGAGUCUACGAUAGCGAUGAUGACGAAAGUGGUAUGGGUGAUUUUUUGAGCGAGAUGGCUGUAAUGAUGAGUCAAACAAAGCCUAAUGAAAGUGGGGAAGAAACCUUUGAAGAAUUGCAGCAACUAUUUGAAGAUAUGUUUCAAGGGAACAGUGAUAAACGUAGCUCCACUGAUAUGAACAAUGGAAUUAGGACAAAUGGGAAUGAUUCUUCUUCAGGCUUUGCUGCUCAUCUUCAGAGCUUUUGUGUGGGGGUUACCAAUUGGUGCUCUGUUAAUUUGGUAACUUGAAGUAUUUAUUAUUAUUAUUAUUAAUAAUAGUCAAUUAUUUAUUCUUAUAAUUCAACAUUUUAAUUUAUAUUUAUUAAUUAUUUAAUUUUAAUUAUUUCUCAUGUUUUAUAUAUUUAUAAUUUUACUUUUCAUUCCUACAAUAUUUAUUUAUUAUUUUUGUAAAAUUUCUUUUUCAGAAUAUUUUUUAUUUAUUAUUUUAUGCAAAUUUUAUAUU